Messenger RNA from Dryobates pubescens (Downy woodpecker), 831 nucleotides. Its product is annotated as keratin, type II cytoskeletal 6A. The coding region runs from base 1 to 831 and encodes 276 amino acids. Gene Ontology annotation, biological process: keratinization; intermediate filament organization. The transcript is spliced from 8 exons. The record is from RefSeq and is a predicted model, not a curated record. Gene Ontology annotation, molecular function: structural constituent of skin epidermis. Gene Ontology annotation, cellular component: keratin filament. NCBI's taxonomy places the organism in Eukaryota, Metazoa, Chordata, Aves, Piciformes, Picidae.
AUGGGUCCCAGCCCUGGGUAUGAAGAGGAGAUCAACAAGCACACAGCUGCAGAGAAUGACUUUGUCCUGCUGAAGAAGGAUGCUGAUGCUGCCUAUUUGAACAAGGUGGACCUGGAGACCAAGGUUGGCUCCCUGACAGAGGAGAUCAACUUCCUGAGAGCCUUCUAUGAAGAGGAGCUGUCUCAGAUGCGCUCCCAGAUCUCUGACACCUCUGUGGUGCUCUCCAUGGACAACAACAGGAGCCUGGACCUCAACAGCAUCAUUGCAGAGGUCAAGGCUCAGUAUGAGGACAUUGCCAACAGGAGCAGGGCUGAGGCAGAGGCCUGGUACCAGAGCAAGUACGAGGAGCUGCAGCAGACUGCAGGCCAGCAUGGCCAAGACCUCCACAGCACCAAGCUGGAGAUCUCGGAGAUGAAUCGCAGGGUGCAGAGGCUGCACUCCGAGAUCGACAGCGUCAAGAAGCAGCUGGCAGAGCUGGAGGCUGCCCUGCAGAAGGGCAAGCAGGACCUGGCCAGGCAGCUGAGGGAGUACCAGGAGCUGAUGAACGUCAAGCUGGCCCUGGACAUCGAGAUUGCAACCUACAGGAAGCUGCUGGAGGGGGAGGAGUGCAGGCUGGCAGGAGAAGGGCUUGGAGCAGUCAAUGUUUCUGUGGUGUCCUCAGGCAGCAGCCACGGAGCAGGGACCCUGCUGGGGCUGGGCUCAGGCCUGGGCAGCAGGCUCAGCACGGGGGGCAGCAGCUGCCUGGCUGGGGGCUUCAGCUCUGCCGUGGGAAGCAGCUCAAGCAUCAGCCUGGUGUCCAGAAGCAGCACCCAGAAGAGCUACAGGAGCUAA